ACUGACUUAGUUCACGAGCCAUGCAUCAAACCGACGCACGUUUUAAUUAAUUAGGGCUAAACAAAUUACUUAUAAUGAAGUAUGUGACUUUCAUUCUAGUUUUGUGCGUAAUAAGUGUAUUUGGUAGAGUAGCUGAAGUUAAAAAAGAUGAACUAAAUAAUUUAAUAGUAGAUGAGAAACCAGUUAAAACUCAACAAAGUAUUGUAAACAAUACGGUUGAGGUGAAUAUUGUGAAUAAUAAUACCGAUAACAAGGUUCACGAGAAACCGAUUGAUGAAAACACGAAUGUUACGAAGAAAACGUGCGACACACGAGUCGAAGAUAACCUACUAGAUGCCAAUCAUACUAAUACAAAUACUACAAGUAGUAAUAAACCUUGUGAACCAGAAGCUAGAGUUGAUAAUGGAACAGCGUUGAUAUUGACUCCAUACCUGAAGGAAGGUAAAGCGAGGGAGGCGAAAAGGGCUGCUAGAGUGGAUUCAAAACUUUUCUUGGGAUUCAAGAGUUACUCUGGCUUCCUAACGGUGAACGAAACAUAUAAUUCGAACAUUUUCUUCUGGUACUUCCCGGUGUUAAAUAAGCCAGUGAACGAGAGCCCAUGGAUCAUCUGGCUCCAAGGAGGGCCAGGAGCCUCCAGCUUGACUGGACUUUUCGAUGAAAUUGGACCGUUUACCGUAGUGAACUCAACUUUGAAACGGAACCCUCACACAUGGCUGCAUAACCAUUCCCUGCUGUUCAUUGACAAUCCCGUCGGCACUGGCUACAGCUUUACUGAACAUAACAAGGGAUUCACUACGAAUAUGGCUACGUACUCAAACCACCUCUUCAUUGCUCUGAAGCAGUUUUUGCAAAUAUUCCCUGAACUGAAGACGGUACCGUUGUACUUAGCCGGUGAAUCUUAUGCUGGGAAAUACGUUCCUGCUAUGGCGAUGGAAAUACACAAACGAAAGGAAAAACUAGGUUCUGAAAUCAAUCUACAGGGUCUUAUAAUUGGCAACGCAUACGUGGAUCCUGAGGUGAUAUCCCAUAUCGCUUUGCCCUUCCACUACUUCGGUCUACUGGAGAAAGAGCAGCUUGAGAUGAUAAAGCCUCUGAUCGACGCGUUCCAGGAGUCAAUCAGGAAGAACAAUAGCAUUGAGGCUAAAAAUAAAUGGAACAUUCUAGUAUCAGUUCUCCUCUUCAUAUCCAGCCAGAAGCACGGUUACAACUUCCUUAGUGACGACCUCCUUGUCGGGAAGUAUGUCAGCUUUCUGAAGACUACACCUGUCAAGAGAGCUAUCCACGUUGGUGACAUCAACUUCGAAUGGGUUAACAUGACUGUAAACGUGAAUUUGGCACCAGACUUCUUGAGCUCUACUAAACCUAUGUUUGAAAGACUUUUGGAACAUUAUCGAGUGCUUGCUUAUUGGAGUUCUCCCCGUGAAGAGGACGGAAUUAAAUAUACUUUGGAGCCGCUCGAGAAUCGGUUUUCCCCCUGCCUUAAGGAGCUCCGUCGUAAUUCCGUCCUCACCGGGGGCUUUUCCAUUUUUAAGCUGCCCCAAAGCCACCCCGAUUUCGUCUUGGCUGACCUCUGGCAGCUCUUCAGUGAAGUGGCGGACAAGUGUGGCCCUGGGAUCCCCCGAAAACAAUCUUUUAUUUCCAGGUAUCACAAAACUGGUGGUCGUUUGACUGAGGUCGUAUUCCGAGGAGCUGGUCAUAUGGUGCCGCUAGACAAACCAGCUCCUGCAGAGAACUUGGUAGCUCGGUGGACACACAGCAAACCGCUCAGCCGUCGAUACGGACUGCUCGAAGGAUCAUACAUCCAAGAAUACAUCAGAAACAACACCAUAUUCCACUACCUCUGAUCAUAUCGUCCCAUUAGUAGAAUAAUGUUCUAUUUGCAAAUUGUCGACUUUUCAGUAGAGCGAUUAUAAAUUUCGCGCGCAC
This is a messenger RNA of Spodoptera litura, 1926 nucleotides long. The record is from RefSeq and is a predicted model, not a curated record. NCBI's taxonomy places the organism in Eukaryota, Metazoa, Arthropoda, Insecta, Lepidoptera, Noctuidae.